AUGGGUGGAGUUACUUCAUCAAUGGCAGCAAAAUUUGCAUUCUUUCCACCAAACCCACCAUCAUACAGUCUUGUCAAAGACGAACUCACUUCUCUUCUUCUUAUCACUCCUUUCCCUCACCGUGAAAACGUUGAGAUUCUUAAGCUUCCUACGCGCCGUGGAACGGAGAUUGUGGCGGUUUAUGUUCGUCACCCAAUGGCUACUUCUACUCUUCUUUACUCUCAUGGAAACGCUGCUGAUCUUGGUCAGAUGUAUGAGCUUUUCAUUGAGCUUAGCAUCCACUUGCGCGUUAAUCUCAUGGGGUAUGAUUAUUCUGGAUAUGGGCAGUCAUCGGGAAAGCCUAGUGAGCAGAAUACAUAUUCAGAUAUUGAGGCUGUAUACAAGUGUCUAGAAGAAAGUUAUGGUGCUAAGCAAGAAGAUAUAAUCCUUUAUGGACAAUCUGUUGGAAGUGGCCCGACUUUGGAAAUUGCGGCUCGGUUGCCUCAAUUACGAGCUGUUGUUUUGCACAGUCCAAUACUUUCUGGCUUAAGGGUCAUGUAUCCAGUAAAACGUUCAUACUGGUUUGACAUAUAUAAGAAUAUCGACAAAAUUCCACUAGUUAAUUGUCCAGUUCUCAUAGUUCAUGGUACUUCAGAUGAAGUUGUCGAUUGUUCCCACGGCAAGCAACUCUGGGAACUUUGUAAAGAGAAAUAUGAACCCUUGUGGCUCAAAGGAGGCAACCACUGUGAUUUGGAGCUCUUUCCUGAGUACAUUAGGCAUCUGAAGAAGUUCAUAACAACAAUUGAGAAGUCUCCGUCGCAACGAUACAGUUUCCGAAGGAGUACAGACCAGCAGUUUGAGCAGCCUCGGAAGAGUACAGAUAUUUUCGAAGUAAGUAGAAAAAGCACCGACCGUAGAGAAAAGCCAAGGAAGAGCACAGACAAACCAGAGAAAGUAAAAAACUUGUCUUCUAGUAAUGGUGGUGAUAUGUUGGAGAAAUUACGAAUGACGUUUGAUCAUAAAGAGAGAUCUCGAAGAAGUGUUGACUGUCAUGAGAAGUCUCGAAAAAGCGUUGAUCAUCAAUUAGAGAAAGGAAGGAAGAGUGUUGACCGACUCGACAGAAUAAGAACUGGUUAA
Lathyrus sativus (Indian pea) is the source of this 1116-nucleotide messenger RNA. Lineage: Eukaryota; Viridiplantae; Streptophyta; Magnoliopsida; Fabales; Fabaceae. The record is from the annotation of a GenBank genome assembly.